UGUCAUUUCAUUUAGCAAUUGAUGUGUUGAUUUCAAGACAAAAUAGUGUUAUUUUUGGACCAGAAUUUAUUGAUGAUUAUAAAACCUUGUAUUGUUAAAGAAGAGCUUCGAUUACUUUCUAAAAAAACUAACUUGUGGCAGUGAAGUGAAAAUGAUUGUGAAUUUAAAUUAUUGGAUAUCAUUAUUUUUUAUUUUGCCUCGUUUUGUAGCUCCCGAAGAUGGCUCAAUAUACGAAUAUACUCCUGAUAAUUUUAGGGGACAAAUUGAAGAUAUGGAUGGAAAUUUUAUAAUGUUUUAUGCUCCAUGGUGUCGUCAUUGUACAGAAUUUCAGCCAAUUUGGGUAGAACUAGCCGAACUUAUAAACACAAAAGAUUCUAAAUUCGCUAUAGCUCAAGUAGAUUGCACGCUGCAUCCUAAGUUGUGUCAAGAAACUGACAUUACAGGUUAUCCUACUUUACUGUACUUCCACAAGAAUUCAUUCUCUCCUGUUGAAUACAAGGGUACCAGAGAUUUACCGUCAUUGACAUUGUUCCUUAGUGAAGUGUUUGCUAUGAAAUCUGGGGUCAAGGAGACAGAUAAAACUAAUGAAGUUAAGAUAUACAGUGGCAUGGCAUACUUAACAGACCAAAACAUUGAAAAAUUUGUAUCUAAAGGCCAACAUUUUAUUAUGUUCUACAUGCCUUGGUGUAAAACAUCACAGCGGUUGGCACCGGUAUGGGCAGAGCUAGCGGUGCAUUUUGCACACAGUGAAUACUUACAAGUGGGCAAAGUGAAUUGUCUGGACAAUGAGAUAACUUGCAAGAACUUUGAUAUCAAACAAUACCCACGUCUCAUGUGGAUAUUCAAUGGACGAGUUAUGGGUGUUUCUGAAGUGGAUACAUUAGAAGACCUCAAGGCUUACGUAGAUAGGAUGGUUCUGGCUGAAAAUCACGAUCCGGAUAAAUUUAUGAAGAAAAAGAAGGCAUUGCCAGUUGCCAGGAUAACUGAGGAGACAUUUGAAACGUUUUUGGAAACCGAUUUAGUUUUUGUGAACUUUUUUGCACCAUGGUGCGCACAUUGCAUGCAACUCAAUCCUUUAUGGUUGAAGCUUGGUGAAAAAUUCCAGAACGAGAGCAGAGUGUUGAUCGCCGACAUCGACUGCGUGAGGUCGAAGAAUAUUUGUGAAAUGGAAAAGAUAAGUGGUCUGCCUACUUUAAUUUUAUACAAACAAAAGAAAAUAGUCAGCGUAGAAAACGGCAGCAAGCCACUUGACAAUCUCGUCAACAUGAUCAAAGAGCAUUUAGAUGAGGAAGGGACAAAUAAAGAAGAAAAAACGAAUGAAGAUGAAAUAAUUUUAACCAAAGACGAAUUAUAGUUGUGAUCAUUAUAAAUAAGUAGAUAAAUAAAUUAUUUAUUACAUUA
Molecule: messenger RNA, 1401 nt
Organism: Papilio polytes (common Mormon)
Lineage: Eukaryota; Metazoa; Arthropoda; Insecta; Lepidoptera; Papilionidae
Product: thioredoxin domain-containing protein 5-like
Exons: 8
Coding region: 152-1354 (400 amino acids)
Biological process (GO): protein folding
Cellular component (GO): endoplasmic reticulum
Molecular function (GO): protein disulfide isomerase activity
Source: RefSeq, a predicted model, not a curated record